This is a messenger RNA of Exophiala aquamarina CBS 119918, 528 nucleotides long. RefSeq lists its product as uncharacterized. Bases 1 to 255 code for a protein of 84 amino acids. NCBI's taxonomy places the organism in Eukaryota, Fungi, Ascomycota, Eurotiomycetes, Chaetothyriales, Herpotrichiellaceae. The transcript has a single exon. The record is from RefSeq and is a predicted model, not a curated record.
AUGUCAUUCCCCACCAAGCCAGCGUUCGUCAUACACGGUGGCUUUGAUGAGACCACCGCGAACCAUCCCGGGAUGAAAUUCCUCGAAGAAGUCGAGAACGACUUCGACACCCGCACCUGGGACCCUGAAUUCUACGCUCCGGACUUCACCUGGGUCGCGCCCACCGGCCAGGCUACCGAAGGCCGAGAGAGGGCGUUGGAGGCCGCCAAGGCCCUAUAUAUGCCCCUGACUGCACACUGGCACGAGCCCUUCUAACAGGUGUAUACCGAGACCGACAAUGGCUACAAAAUGAUCGGGUCGGCCACCAUGUGGGCCAACCUCCCCGGCGAGCCGGCGGUGGGGGAGACCAAAAAAUACGACAAGAACGGAGAGGCCUGGGACGUCGCUGGACCGGGCGGCUUUCGCUUCCAACUUGUGAAGCACGGCGACACUUCUCAGCUGAUAAGGAUGGAGGUCACCACGGGUUCGGGACCGCUCGUUACAGCAACGAUUCGGCGAGGCUUGCUCAGCCCCAAUGAUUUGGGAACG